AUGACGGAUUGGUACACGCAAAACAUUUACUUGCUUGCUAAAAUACUUAGCUCUGGUCCACUCGUGUUUGCAUUGGUUUAUACAAUUAUCAACAUGCGAGUCCGACAACAUUUCUUUGGUUCAGGCGAAGUUCGAGAAGUAGCUUUAUUCAAAGCGCAUACACGAGUGAUUCGAAUCCUUUCGCUUGGUUGUAUCGUUCUUCAAACCGUGUUAGGCAUAAGCAUCACAAAGUUUCCAUCCACCAACUCAACUUACUCAUUUGCUCUCAUUCGUCCAGUAUUAAAUGUUACUGUAUAUAGUUUGGGGUUCAUGACCAGCACUCACGGCGCCUUUCGUCUGGCGUAUAUACUACUUUUAAGUCAUAUUGUCGUGACUGACACAUUUGCUGAAGUGUCGAUUGCUAUGGUGAUUAAUUGCUUGGAAAGAGAAGGUAUGCGUUGUGGUGACAGUGCGCUGUCCUUAUCCCUAAAUGAAUUAAUCUUUUUAAAACGUCGAGAGCUCGUUAGUCUCUUUUUAACACCAUGGAUACUUCUCGAGACAGCGUACCUGUGUGUGGCUAUUGGAUUCUGCUCGAAUCGAUACUCAUCUCGACUAUUGUCACAUUCCCGCCCAACUUUUAACAUAAAAACAGCACUGCUUACUCAUUUUUCUAAUGACACGAUUAAACCAGAAUCAAGACGUUACCAUUCUCGUUAA
This is a messenger RNA of Plasmopara halstedii, 696 nucleotides long. RefSeq lists its product as uncharacterized. The coding region runs from base 1 to 696 and encodes 231 amino acids. The transcript has a single exon. The record is from RefSeq and is a predicted model, not a curated record. Lineage: Eukaryota; Oomycota; Peronosporomycetes; Peronosporales; Peronosporaceae.